Toxoplasma gondii ME49 is the source of this 1618-nucleotide messenger RNA. RefSeq lists its product as hypothetical. Bases 968 to 1534 code for a protein of 188 amino acids. The transcript has 2 exons. Lineage: Eukaryota; Apicomplexa; Conoidasida; Eucoccidiorida; Sarcocystidae. The record is from RefSeq and is a predicted model, not a curated record.
CUCGUCGAGACGCAGGGCGGUGAAAAAAAUGCGCCCGAGCUGACUCUCUUGAACGGCGACUACGCCAGCCGAAGGCGAACAAUAAGAAUUUUUUGGAUCUGUGUGCCUCGAAAGCUCUGUGUCAUUUGCCUGGUCGUCAGGCCACGCUCUGGUGUGGAGACGCACUGCACACAAGUGCGAUCGGCUCCUUGCAAGUGCGGCUGGGGUCGAACGUUCAGUGGAAUAUACCCGACGGAGGAAACAGAACUGGCGAAUUGUGGCUUGCCGCGACCAGCGACGCGGCCACUCGAGCUCGUUUAGCGUUGAAUGCUCUCUAGGUCUUGCAGGAGCCUAUGAUGUGAGUAGUUUAGAAGCUUCAGCUCUCUCCUAAUGGCGAACCGGUAGUGUCAGUGCCCUGGUGAGCAGGUGGGGUCAAGUGUCUUUGUUCUGCGGCUCUUUUAUCAUAGCAACCUAGGCUGAUGAGGGAUUACCGCUUUUUACGCCUGCUGAAUGAGUUGUAUUUCAAUUUCAAGCACCUUCAAAGUCUAAGCCAACAGUGCAACUCGGAGUAUAUACUACCGUGAAAACUAAGCCAAAAUUACACUGGAACAACGGUCGCACUAAUGGGUUCAGCCUACGUGGACACGUCGGUACUCGUGCAUACACAGGGAAAGUGACUGUUUCCUCCCGCACCUAUCAUUCUCUUAGACUGUCUGCUCAUCCUUUAUAUAUAUAUAUAUAUAUAUUUAUGUCUAUAUAUAUAUAUAUAUAUAUAUAUAUAUGUACUGUACUACAGGUAAGUCCUUGCCGUCGUAGUUUCGGUUUACAUGCAAGAAAUCGAACAGAAGUCUUGCAACAUGUUUACGUCCACCUCCUGUCUACAUGCAGACUGGAUACACACAACACAGUGAAGCGGAGGAGUUGUGGUGGGUCGCUCAUCAAGGGGGACACGGUGCAAACCUCUUUUUAAUGGUCGAAAUUUCGCUGCAUGCGUGGCGGAGAAGUCUCGCGGCGCACGACGCUUGGUGAACAGCACACACACAACUCACUGCGCGACACGAAAAGUCGGAGGACCUCGUCUUCCCGACCCCCACACUGUCUCCGCACAAGCUGUCUCGCCUUCCUGCCAGAGUGCUCCCUGCGCUCCUCUUUGUCUCCAGUCCGUUCUCGCCAUCGCGACACUUGCAGGAAGUCCCAGAGCGUCUCCUUCCUUCCUCCGCUUCGGCACAUGCUGUUCGACGCUCCUUGGUGCAUGUUCCGCCUCUCCGAGGAGAACACAGGACCUCUUCUUCCACCUCUUCUUCCUCUGCUGCCUCUUCGUCCUCUGCCUUCUCUGCGUCGUCUUCGCUGUCUUCUGUCUCUGGAGAGAAGGAGACAGAGGGUCCUUUUGCGUCUUCGUCGGCAGGUGGGGAGGGUGGAGGCGAGGACGAGUCUCUCGGAACAGGAAGCGAAGAGCAGCCGAGACAGAAUGGCGGCGAACGCACUGCCCCUUCGCCUCCUGAGCAGGCGGAUGUGCGGCAGCCUGGAGGUUCUUCAUCUUUCGGAGAUGAAUUAGACGCGUCUGCGCCACACCGCUUGGAGAACGAGGUGAUCGACAGUCGAGGGAGGAAGGAGGAAGAGAGCGAAGAGCCGCGCACCG